Cokeromyces recurvatus is the source of this 1043-nucleotide messenger RNA. Its product is annotated as integral membrane protein DUF106-domain-containing protein. Gene Ontology annotation, biological process: protein folding in endoplasmic reticulum. The coding region runs from base 26 to 958 and encodes 310 amino acids. The transcript is spliced from 6 exons. Lineage: Eukaryota; Fungi; Mucoromycota; Mucoromycetes; Mucorales; Mucoraceae. The record is from RefSeq and is a predicted model, not a curated record. Gene Ontology annotation, cellular component: membrane; EMC complex.
UUUUUUUUUUUAAAUAAAUAAAACUAUGGCUGAUGCACAGCGAAUGAUUUUAGAUCCUGCCAUUCGUGAUUGGGUUUUGAUCCCCAUUUUAUUUGUCAUGGUCUUGGUAGGCAUCCUUAGACAUCACAUUACUAUGCUUAUUACAGGUGCACCAAAGAAGCCACAAUUAAAAGCUAUUCGAGAAUCUAAGGCAUUGUUACGUGGUAUGCGUUUAAGGAUGGUUGGCAACAGUAUUCCACAACAUGCAUUUUCAGUUCGUAAAGCCUAUUUAGCAGAUGCAUUUGAAAAAGGAAAAUAUCUUAAAAACCCAGAUGCAAAUAAAGAGGGGGCACCUCCUAUGAACCCAAUGUCAGAUCCUGAUAUGAUGGAAGGCAUGAUGGAAGGAAUGAAAAAACAAAUAACCAACAUGGUGCCCCAAAUGAUUAUUAUGGGCUGGAUUAACUUUUUCUUUCAAGGAUUUAUCGUUAUUAAACUUCCAUUCCCUUUAACGCCCCGAUUUAAACAAAUGUUACAAAGUGGUGUUGAUACCCGUGAUAUGGAUGUGACCUGGGUUUCUUCUCUUUCUUGGUAUUUCCUCAAUUUAUUUGGUCUCGGUAGUGUUUUUUCGUUAAUUUUGGGUGAUAAUAAUGCUGCUGGAGUUGAUAUGACUGCUAUGAGUGCUAUGCCAGGUAUGAUGCCAGGCAUGAUGCCAGGCAUGGCUCAACCUGGUCAACCUCAAGAUUUUAAUAAGCUUUUCCUUGCUGAAAAAGAAAAUGUGAUGAUUACACCUCAUGUAUGGGAUUUAGAUGAUAUUGAAGAAAGAUUAUUAAAAAAGUAUGGUAAACAGCCCACUUCUAGUAAAAAACCAUCAACACCUACUGCUACCACUACUGCUACAGUAAUUAAUAAUAAAGAGCCUACUAUACGCGAUAAAAUAAAAAAAGUGGCAGCACAAAAGAAUCAUAAUAAACGUCGUUAAAUAUGAAGAAUUUUUCACAUACUCAUUUGUUUUUUUUUAUUAUUAUUAUUUAACAUGUGUAUAUAUUUUAAUGGAUUAACAGAAA